AGUUACUACUGACGACAUGCAUGUGCCUUUCCGAACUGUCGUUUUCCUUCCAUGAGGACAAACCUCCAUGGCAAUGAGUAACAAACACCUCAAGGAGCCCUCGCCUGCUUCUUAGCACGCUGCAAUUAUGCUCGGGCUCACCGCGAUUCAAGACGUGGUCCUGCAGCAGCUGUUUUGGACUCUUACUACGCUGUUACACUCUACGUUGUUACGACUCCUUUUUGCUAUCAAUCUCCUCCCGGUGUAUUGCUUGCGCCAAGCCAUUUCUGUCCUCCCAACUGCUACGCGAAGGCUGCCGUUGAUACUGACCAGACAAGGCAGAGAGAAGCUGGUCUCGCAGACUGAGCAGUACAGAAUUUACGAAGAAGAGAUUGCUGCCAAACAAUACGACGGCAGCUAUAAAUUCACGCCAGCAAAUGUACUACCAUGGGACGGCAGGACGAGCUGGCCCGUGAACCGGAAGGUCUUCGAGAUCUGCGAGAUCAACGUGCGUGUCACGCAUACAAAACCCAAGGCUACCUUCGGCAAGGCCAAGCCCAUCGUCUUGCUCCAUGGCAAUCCCAGCUGGAGCUACAUCUGGAGACGGAUCAUUCGCCAUCUGACUGCCGUUGGCUAUGAAGUCUUCGCCAUAGACUGGCUCGGACACGGUACCUCCGACAAACCAGUGAAUGUAUCCGAAAUUUCGUUUGAGUUGCACAUGCAUACCCUGCGAAGGGUCAUCGAGCAGCUUGAUCUGCACGACUUCUACAUCGCAGCCCAUGAUUGGGGCGGGUGUGUUGCUCUCUGCACUAUCCCUACCCUACCAGACAGCAGACAUUGCGCGGGACUUUUCUUGCUGAACAGCUUCUUUCCUGCCCGACCCAGCGACAUCUCAACGCACUACUAUCUUCUGUACUGGAUCUGGUUUUUCAGCACGGGAAUAUUAGGUCCACUACUGCCGGAUAGUUUUGUCCUGCGCUUCAUGGCACCAAACAUCAGCAUGAAGACUGCUAGUGCAUACUCCGCGCCCUAUGCACAAAGCAUGUUCAAGACGAAGGCAAGCAUAAGCAGAUUCUCACACAUUGUCCCCGGACUGCCAGACUGGGUCUAUGAUCUUCGUUCCACAUAUUCGUGGCGUGUAGUAGAAGGUUGGCUGGGCCCGGAACAUUUCACGAACUUGAACGCUCAGGCGUCGCUUGCAGAGCGAAACAGGCACGUGCGGGGCUGGUGGCUCGGAGAAUUCGACGACAAAAGCACGCGUAAUGCGCCUGAGAAGGUCAUGAUCUUGUUCGGUCGCGAAGAUCCACUACUUCCUGAGUUCAAGAUGGUGUUGGAGCGAUAUAUUGGCGUCAGUCAUAUCGUACGACCAGCUGAUCGUGGUUGGCUUCCGGGUGCCGGGCACUAUCCAAUGGAGCAGAAGCCAGAAGAGAUCGCGUACUGUAUUGCGCAGUUGUCAGAAUCUUGAGGGCUUGGGGAGACGGGAUGGUCUAAGACAAGAGAAGUAAUUUGUACAAGGCUUUCGAUCCAAGCGCGAAAAGUAAAAUCUCGACUUGCCUUGAAAGAAGUUACUCGAGAAGUCAUCCACUUGGUACAGGGCACGUGCGCCAUGUUGAGGGAUCCUAACGAAACGUCUCUCCAAUUCGUCUCAGCGUCAAGUCCCUACCACAAGAUCAGAACGCAUUCGGUAAGGCAUCAAUCCAGGUCGACCUGGUGGGGGAAUAACUCUCGUUGCAACGUUGGUGGAAAUUUCAGUGGAGACGCACAGCACUUACGGCCUC
Molecule: messenger RNA, 1757 nt
Organism: Exophiala viscosa
Lineage: Eukaryota; Fungi; Ascomycota; Eurotiomycetes; Chaetothyriales; Herpotrichiellaceae
Product: haloalkane dehalogenase family protein
Exons: 1
Coding region: 128-1444 (438 amino acids)
Molecular function (GO): hydrolase activity
Source: RefSeq, a predicted model, not a curated record